Messenger RNA from Sinocyclocheilus anshuiensis, 1591 nucleotides. RefSeq names its product probable flap endonuclease 1 homolog. The transcript has 11 exons. The record is from RefSeq and is a predicted model, not a curated record. Gene Ontology annotation, cellular component: nucleus. Bases 124 to 1350 code for a protein of 408 amino acids. Gene Ontology annotation, molecular function: RNA-DNA hybrid ribonuclease activity; 5'-flap endonuclease activity; DNA binding. NCBI's taxonomy places the organism in Eukaryota, Metazoa, Chordata, Actinopteri, Cypriniformes, Cyprinidae.
GCUCUGUUACCUCGGCAACCACUCGAGAGCUAUAGCACAAUACGGAAAUGAAGCUGUGUGAUUAAUGACAAUAACAACUGUCCUACAUGCUCGAUUUAAAGUCAAAAACGGUUUUAAUUUAACAUGGGGAUUACAAAGUUAGCGAAUCUAAUUCAUUUUGACGCGCCAGAGUCUAUGCGCAGGAAAGAGAUCGGCGAUUAUUCUGGGAAGAUCAUUGCACUGGAUACAUCUAUUGUGGUGAAUCAGUUUCGCUCAGCUCUCCCCAGUCAUCUGAAGCUAAGCCCUCUCACAGGCUUGUUUUACCGCACUCUUACUUUCCUGGAGCAUGACAUCAAGCCUGUCUUUGUACUUGAUGGCAGACCACCUAAUCAAAAGAGAGCUGUGCUGGAGAAAAGAGCUCAAAGCACAGGCUGGAACAGUUUACAGAGCUCCAACACAGGUGUGUGCAGUUGUAUUAGACUAAUCGACAAGUCGGCGGUGACGUGUUUAAAGUGGGUGCCGGGUUCAGAGCACCUGUUCCUGGUGGCUCACAGCAGUGGAUGUUUGUACCUGUACAAUGUGGAGCACACCUGUGGAACGACUCCGCCGCAUUACCAGCUCCUAAAGCAAGGCGAGAGCUACGCCGUUCACACCGGCAAGAGCAAAUCGGCCCACAAUCCUCUCCUCCGCUGGACGGCUCCAGGUGAAGCAGAGGCGCUGUGUGCCCACCUGGUCAAAAGUGGCACAGUUAAUGCUGUAGCUUCAGAGGAUAUGGACACUCUGGCGUUUGGAGGGACUGUUCUGCUCCGCCAGCUCAAUGCAAAGAGAGACAGUGAGGUCACAGAGUACUCCUUACCAAAGCUAUUGGAAGCUCUACAGCUGACAUAUAAAGAGUUUGUUGACCUGUGUAUCUUGCUGGGCUGUGACUACUGCGAUAAAAUUGGGGGUCUUGGACCGAGUCGAGCACUGAAGCUUAUUAAACAACAUCAUACAAUAGAGGGUGUGAUGGAACAUGUCAACAGAAAGACACACCCCAUCCCUCCAAACUGGCAAUACAAGGAUGCCCGUAAGCUGUUUUUUGAAACCCCAAAAGUCGACGACCCUGUCCUUGCCUGGAGUGAGCCUGAUGAAGAGGGUCUGGUGCAGUUCCUGUGCAAAGAGAGGCCUUUGAAGGAAGAAAGGGUGCGGGGACGCAUGAAGAAGUUUCGUGAGUCUCUCUUAAAGAGAAGAAAACAGAGGGAGGUGGAUGAGAAAAUGGGCCAAACUAGACAGUCACGUCUUGAAGAAUUUUUCCCUGCGACACGAAGGAGAAAGGCUGUGUCUGCAGCUGUGGAAGCAUCCAGUGGGAGAAAGCGAUCAAAAAUGAAAUAAGAAGGACCCUUUUGAAUCAUGAAUCUAAAAGUAUUGAUCAAACCAUCAUGUGGACCGAAGAGUCAAACGUAUAAUGGCAUGGAUCUGUUUUAGAUGCUUUAGAUGCAAAAAAAGUUUUUAUUUUGUUCAAAGGCAACAUAAUGUAAAACCAGUGCCAAGAAAAUAUAUAUUUUUAAUGUUUUUUGUAUCAUGCAGCCUACAAAACAUGUUCGGAAACCUGUAUUAAAUUACAGUAAACCUC